Messenger RNA from Spirodela intermedia, 1392 nucleotides. The record is from the annotation of a GenBank genome assembly. NCBI's taxonomy places the organism in Eukaryota, Viridiplantae, Streptophyta, Magnoliopsida, Alismatales, Araceae.
AUGGUGUGGUGGUCACCAGGCCUGCUGCUGGCUCUGCUGGUGGGGAGCUCAUGGGGGAAGCUGGAGGUGGGCUUCUACAGGAAGAGUUGCCCGGGGGCGGAGGAGAUAGUGAGGUCGGUGGUGGGGGAAGCCGCCGCCAGCGACCCCACCACGGCCGCGGCGCUGCUACGGCUCCACUUCCACGACUGUAUCAUCCAGGUCGGCAUCCGCCGCCGCCGCCUUCCCGUUGACGAAUGUGGGAACAGCUGACGGUGCGAGAAUUCUCACAGGGCUGCGAGGGGUCGGUGCUGAUAUUUCGGCCUGAUGGGAAGCAGGAGAACAUGGCCUUCGGCAACGAGGGCCUUCGGGGAUUCGACGUCAUCGAAAAGGCCAAAUCCCAGCUGGAGGCGGCCUGCCCUGGAGUCGUCUCCUGUUCCGACAUUCUUUCGCUGGCGGCGCGGGACUCAAUCCUCCUUGUCAGUGACUUCUCUACCUUCUCUCUCUCUAUCUCCAUCUCUCUAGGAAGGUGACGUUGUGUGAGCAGAGCAACGGACCGAGAUACGAUGUACCCACGGGGAGGCGAGACGGCCGGGUCUCCAACAUCUCUGAUGGGGAUAAUUUGCCCGACGUGAACGAUUCCGCCGCCGUCCUCCGGGCCAAGUUUGCCCAGAAGGGCCUCUCCGACAGAGACCUAGUCCUCCUCUCCGGUCUCUCUCUCUCUCUCUCUCUCUCUCUCUCUCUCUCUCUCUCUCUCUCUCUCUCUCUCUCUCUCUCUCUCUCUCUCUCUUUCUCUCUCUCUCUCUCUUCUUUCUCCCUCUUAUUCUGGGUUUUCCUCUCCGGUCUCUCUCUCUCUCUCUCUCUCUCUCUCUUUCUCUCUCUUCUUUCUCCCUCUUGUUCUGGGUUCUCCUCUAUGGUCUCUCUCUCUCUCUCUCUCUCUCUCUCUCUCUCUCUCUCUCUCUUUCUUAUUCUCGUGAAAUUCCCGCAGCUGCGCACACGAUCGGAACGGCGGCGUGCUUCUUCAUGAAUGACCGCCUCUACAACUUCCGGGGGAGCGGCGCCCCCGAUCCGUCCAUCAGCUUCCUCUUCCUCCCAGCGCUCAUGGCGACCUGCCCCCGCGGCGGCGACCCCGACGCCCGCCUCCCCAUCGACGGCAGCGCUGCCAGCGAGUUCACCUUCGACGACCACAUCCUCUGGAACAUCGCCGGCGGCGCCGCCGUGCUCCAGUCGGACGCCGCCCUCUACGGCGACCCCUCCACCAGGGCCAUUAUCGACUCCUACCUCCGCCACCGAGGGUUCGCCGUCGACGGGGGAUUCGCCGGAGACUUCGCGGCGGCGAUGGUGAGGAUGGGCCAGAUCGGCGCACUCACGGGAUCCCAGGGGGAGAUCAGGCGCGUCUGCUCCUCCUUCAACUGA